AUGGCAGUCAAGAUGGAUAUGUCUAAAGCCUAUGAUAGAGUAGAGUGGGACUUCCUAGCUCUAGUGAUGAAACGAUUAGGUUUUCAUGACAAGUGGAUUAACUGGAUUUUGCAGUGUAUCACAUCAGUGUCUUACUCCUAUCUCAUAAAUGACUCAGUCUAUGGAGCUGUAAGACCUCACUGUGGCAUUAGGCAUGGAGACCCGAUCUCGCCAUACUUGUUUAUCCUUUGUGGGGAAGUCCUCUCAGGCUUGUGUUGGAAAGCAAAGCUGGAAGGGUCGAUGAGAGAGAUUCAAGUUGCUAGAGGCAGUCCCCGCGUUAACCAUCUGAUGUUUGCCGAUGACACUAUGAUGUUUUGCAACUCAUCUGCGAAAUGCUGUCUCUCCCUGCUCCAGAUCCUGAGUGAUUAUGAAAAAAAAGAGGGAGGAGUGGGGAAGUAUCUAGGACUACCUGAGCAUUUUGGAAGAAAAAAGAAAGACUUAUUUACCUCUAUAGUGGAUAGGAUCCGACAAAGAGCCUCAAACUGGUCGAUACGCUUCCUCUCGAGAGCAGGCAAGCUCACCAUGCUCAAAGCUAUUCUUACCGCUAUUCCAACUUACGCAAUGUCAUGCUUCCUGUUUCCUCUAAGCCUAUGCAGCAGAAUCCAAUCCUCUUUAAUUCGCUUCUGGUGGGACAAAGCCCUUGACAAGAAAAACAGGUAUUGGGUAGUCUGGGGAAAACUCACAAAACCAAAAAAAGCAGGGGGACUUGGUUUGAGGGACAUUCAACUCUUUAAUCAGGCUUUAUUGGCAAAGAUUGCAUGGAGAAUAUUAUCAUCACCAAGCUGUUUACUUGCUAGGGUGCUUACCGGUAAAUAUUGCCACAAGAAAAUAUUUCUUGAUGCUCAUGUACCAGCUGUCUGCUCUCACGGGUGGAGGAGCAUUCUUCAUGGCAGAGAACUACUCCAUGAAAACCUAGGCAAAGCAAUAGGCAACGGUCAAAAUAUAAGAAUUUGGAAGGACUCAUGGAUUUCACUCAACUCCCCUCUAAAACCAUAUGGACCAAUUCACGAGUCAGCACUUGAUCUCAGAGUUUCUGACCUACUCACGGACGAUCUCCAGUAG
Molecule: messenger RNA, 1101 nt
Organism: Brassica oleracea var. oleracea
Lineage: Eukaryota; Viridiplantae; Streptophyta; Magnoliopsida; Brassicales; Brassicaceae
Exons: 2
Coding region: 1-1101 (366 amino acids)
Source: RefSeq, a predicted model, not a curated record